UGUCUUCAUCUCCUUCACUCUCUCGUCUCUCUCACAUCACAUCGCUACAUUGCCAAAAAUCUCGAUUUCGGAAAACCCUAGAGAGAGAGAGAGAGAUUUGGAAUUCGAAAUUCCAGAUUCUUCAGAUGUAUUUCUCCGGAGCGUAGUAGUCUCGAAUUUUUUUUUGGUUUUUUUUUGUACACUAAUGCCUCCGCGGCUCCCGUCGUCGUCGUCUCGUCGCGGCGUCGUGUGGUUUCGAUGGAAGCUAAUCAUCUCAUUCUCCGCUGCGUUAUGCAUCCUCGCUCUCUUCAGUAUCAAUCGUCAGUCUAAUUCCACCGCGACGACGACGACGCUGUCUUCGUCGCUCUCUGUAGCGAGAUCUCGUAUCCCGCGGAGCACGUACUCCGGCGAUCGUCCGAAACUCGCGUUUCUUUUCUUAGCACGACGUGAUCUGCCACUUGAUUUUCUCUGGGACAGGUUCUUCAAGGGUGCAGAUCAGAGGAAUUACUCAGUUUAUAUACAUUCAGUACCUGGUUUCGUGUUUGAUGAAUCCACAACUCGAUCUCAGUUCUUCUACAAUCGCCAAUUGAAGAAUAGCAUUGAGGUAGUUUGGGGAGAAUCAAGCAUGAUUGCAGCAGAGAGAUUGUUGCUUGCAACUGCUUUGGAGGAUCCUUCUAAUCAAAGAUUUGUUCUUUUGUCUGAUAGCUGUGUUCCGUUAUACGACUUUGGUUACAUAUACAGAUAUCUAAUGUCUUCACCCAAAAGUUUUGUAGACAGCUUCCUUGAUAAAGAUAAACGCUACACCAUGAAAAUGUUUCCUGUUAUACGGAGAGAGAAAUGGCGAAAAGGAUCUCAGUGGAUAUCAUUGAUCAGAAGCCAUGCAGAGGUCGUUGUUAAUGAUGAUACUGUGUUCCCUGUUUUUCAGAAAUUUUGCAAGCGAUCUCUACCUCUGGAUCCUAGAAAGCAUUGGCUUUAUCUUAAAAAGAGACGUCAUAACUGCAUCCCUGAUGAACAUUACGUACAAACUCUGCUAACAAUGCGUGGCUUGGAAAAUGAAAUGGAACGGAGAACAGUGACAUACACUACAUGGAACCUAUUAGCCAAAAGAGCUGAAGCCAGAUCUUGGCAUCCUCUCACUUUCACAUCUGACAAUUCCGGGCCAGAGGUCAUUGAAGGAAUAAAGAAAAUCAACCAUGUAUAUUAUGAAUCGGAGUAUCGAACAGAAUGGUGUCGGGCGAAUUCAAAACCUGUUCCGUGCUUUCUCUUUGCGAGAAAGUUCACUAGAGGAGCCGCAAUGCGUCUUUUGAGUGAAGGAUUAGUAGAGUCAUCAACAGAUACAAAAACCUUUUAGAUGAAAAAAAAAAGUAAACACAAAGGUAUUAUACAACUAAGAAAGAAGAAACCAAGAUUAACAUCAGAAGAAAAGGAAGUUAAUUUAGAAUAUACAGAUGAAGCAUACAGAUAGUACAUUAAUCCUUGAUUAUAUAUGAAAGUAGUUUAGUACAAACUACACAGCCAUGUUUUUCCUUUUUUGGUAUUAAAAAUGGCAACUCAUGAGAUUCCUAUAGAGAAUUUAUGAUACAGAUGUUUUAAGGACAUAAUUAAUGUGAUGGUUCUAUAAUCUAUAUACCAUGUAGGACAUUGGUA
Camelina sativa (false flax) is the source of this 1626-nucleotide messenger RNA. RefSeq names its product glycosyltransferase BC10-like. Lineage: Eukaryota; Viridiplantae; Streptophyta; Magnoliopsida; Brassicales; Brassicaceae. The record is from RefSeq and is a predicted model, not a curated record. Gene Ontology annotation, molecular function: glycosyltransferase activity. Gene Ontology annotation, cellular component: membrane.